AUGGCGGUGGAGGAGGCCGCGGAGAGCUGCGGCAGCCACGCCGCGGCCGCGGCCGCGGCCGCUGCGUCUGGCGGCGGCGCGGCGGGGCCCGCGACGUCCUCGUCAUCGGCAGCCGCGGCGGCCGCGCAGGCGCGGAAGCAGCAGCAGCAGCAGCAGCGCCACAAGCUCGACGUGUACACGGAGGUUCUCCGGCGCCUUCACGACGCCGGCCUGCCCGACGCGCGGGCGCCCGGGUUCGACGACGAGCUAUGGAACCACUUCAAUCGCCUCCCCGCCCGCUACGCCAUGGAUGUGAACGUGGAGAGGGCGGAGGACGUGCUCACGCACAAGCGGCUUCUGGAGCAGGCCAAGGAUCCGGCUCAGCGCCCGGCUUUCGCGGUGCGGGCCGUGCAGGUAUCUCCAAUUCUUGAUGGGAAUCAGACUGAUGCUGAUUCGAACACUGCAGGGGAGGAAGUUGCUUCAAGACCAUUGAAUAGGCAGCAAAGCAUACAUCCUCCUCCUGCCUUCGGUUCUUCUACAAAUCUUGAGGCCCUUGCUCUUGAAGCUAGCAAGUCUCAUCAAGAUCAUGAUAGCACCUCUGAUAAUGGUCGAUCUCUGUACAGGCCCAUGCAUGAAAUCACCUUUUCAACCAUUGACAAGCCAAAACUUCUUAGUGAGCUAACAUCUUUGCUUGGGGAGCUUGGUCUAAACAUUCAAGAAGCACAUGCUUUUUCAACAAAUGAUGGCUACUCACUUGAUGUCUUUGUUGUUGUCGGUUGGCAUGAUGAGGAAACAGAGGAUUUAGAAGAAGCGGUGCAGAAGGAGAUUGGCAGGAUUGAGGAGACACAAGCAUGGUCUUCAUCUCAUUCAUGGUCUACUCCAGUUGAGAACAUGCAGAUUGCUGAGAAUUCAGCAGCUGACCGUGUUGAGAUACCAACAGAUGGUGCUAGUGAAUGGGAAAUUGAUGUAAAACUGCUCAAGUUUGGGAAUAAAGUAGCAUCAGGAUCAUAUGGUGAUCUUUACCGGGGUACAUAUUGCAGUCAAGAUGUUGCUAUUAAGGUGCUGAAACCUGAGAGAAUAAAUGCAGACAUGCAGCGAGAAUUUGCUCAGGAAGUAUAUAUUAUGAGGAAGGUCCGUCACAAGAAUGUUGUGCAGUUUAUUGGUGCUUCCACUAAACCCCCAAAUCUAUAUAUAGUCACAGAAUUUAUGUCCGGUGGAAGUGUGUAUGAUUACCUCCAUAAACAUAAAGGUGUUUUCAAACUUCCUGCUUUAGUUGGAGUUGCAAUGGAUGUGUCAAAAGGCAUGAACUAUUUACACCAGAAUAAUAUUAUUCAUCGCGAUUUGAAAACUGCAAACCUUCUGAUGGAUGAAAAUGGGACUGUUAAAGUUGCUGAUUUUGGUGUUGCCCGUGUUAAAGUUCAAUCUGGAGUUAUGACUGCAGAAACUGGUACUUACCGUUGGAUGGCCCCAGAGGUCAUAGAGCACAAACCCUAUGAUCACAAGGCUGAUGUUUUUAGUUUUGGAAUUUUGAUGUGGGAACUACUCACAGGGAAGAUUCCUUAUGAGUACCUGACUCCACUACAAGCAGCUGUUGGUGUGGUGCAGAAGGGAUUACGGCCUACAGUUCCGAAACAUAAUCAUGCAAGGCUUUCUGAGCUUCUUCAGAAAUGUUGGCAGCAGGACCCCGCUCAAAGACCAGACUUCUCCGAAAUAUUAGAAACUCUUCAGAGAAUAGCAGAGGAGGUCGGAGACGAGCACGAGGGGAAGCACAAGGACAGAACACUGGGUGGUUUCUUUUCAGCUUUGAGGGGGCGGAGCCAUUGA
Miscanthus lutarioriparius is the source of this 1803-nucleotide messenger RNA. Lineage: Eukaryota; Viridiplantae; Streptophyta; Magnoliopsida; Poales; Poaceae. The record is from the annotation of a GenBank genome assembly.